AAGUCAUAUAUUUAUAAAUAAGAAAUAUAAAUGGCGUGUCAAUAUUUCAUAAGAAGAUUGCAAGAAAUUGAAAACAUAAACUGAUUAAUUGCUUAUCAUGUUUUAAAUUCGUUUUUGUCGAAGUUCUAAAAUGUCGCGAUUGUUUUUGUCAGUUUUUGUGGUGUGUUUCACCGGUGUGAAUCUACAAUGUUAUGUUCAACCUAAGAUACAGGAUGGGUUUUCUGUGGAUAAUCUACAUGAGGGUGAGAAUCAGAUCAAACAGUUGACGUGUAUAACUUGUACAUGCAAUGGAGAUCCUAUAGCACAUUAUGUUGUCGAAUUGGUCAGCAUCAACUUCCCCACCUACUGUAGACGAUGUUUCUCCAUCUAUAACCUUACUAAUGUUAUUAUAGGGUCCCCGCCAAAUUACUGUCUUUAUUACGUUCCUGGUGUUAUACCUAUAUCUUAUAGAAGAGGAUCAGUGUUCGAUAUGACAGUUCGAUGUACCGUGGAAAAUACAGCUACAACACCCAUGCCAACAACGCCCCCUACGCCAAAUCCGAUACCAGUCCCAGUCCCAGUACCGGUACCAUCUCUUCCUGAAUGUACAGUAUUAACUACGGCAUCGUUGGGUGCGACAACAAUGGUGUCUGAAAUGCUAACACCAACACCAGUUACGACCAUAGAUCCGACGGUUGCAGACACUACAACGACAGCAGCUGCAGGCACUACAGUGACAGCAGCUGCGGGCACUACAGCGACAGCAGCUGCGGGCACAACAACGACAGUAGUGGCAGGCACAACAGCGACAGUAGUGGCAGGCACUACGGUGACAGCAGUGGCGGGCACUACGGCAACUGCAGCGGUGGGCACAACAGCGACAAUAACGGCAGACACUACAGCGACAGCAGCGUCGGGCCCUACAACGACAGCAGCGGCGGACACUACAACGACAGCAGCGGCGGACACUACAACGACAGCAGCAACAGACACUACAACUACAACAGCUGCAGAUACUACAGUUAUAGCUUCCACGAUGUCACCUCCGGUGCCGUCAGCUACGAGCUCCAUAAUGGCGGCAGCUGUGAGUUCUUCAGUACUCUGUACGAACCCAAGCUCAGCUACCCAACUCACUACAACUUCGGUUACAACAGCACCAGUCAUAGUCACCACACCGACACCAGGUACCAUACCACCAUUCCUUACAGCUGAGGGUAGGAUCCAGGUUCGGGUUAUUCCGAACAGACCUCCAGUAUUUAAUCCACUUGCAGUAAGUAUAACAAAGAAUGCCAUUGGAGUAAAUGAUGGGGGUAUAGUUUAUACAGUUCCUGUAACUGACCCAGAAGGUGAUCCAAUCUAUUUCACCAUGAGUGUUGAUCCACGGACUACAAACUUCUAUAUUGAUGGCAGUGGUAAUAUCAGAGCAGUGAAGACCUUAAGAUCUGAAUGUUCAGCCGCCGUUUAUACGUUUAGUAUCAAUGCUACUGAUAAUCUCCACGAUCCUGUUGGUCCACAUGUAGCUACUGUUCGUCUGUCUGGCACCAGUACCGCUCCUACGGCUCGAGGUCUAAACCAAGAAUUCUUUUACAAGGAAACACUUCGAGUUCCCACCUUCAUAGUUAAAUGGUCCGCCAGUAGUGAUACGAAGAAAACGGUCCUUAGUUACAACCCAACCAGUGCCAGAACCAGAUUCCGGGAAGUUGCAACGACAUUGAGAACUUCCCAAGAAAUGGAUUUCGAGACAUUUCCAAGAAUCAACAUCACGUUUACCUUCAGUAAUGACAACUGUCAAUCUAAAUAUUAUAUACUGAUUAGAAUCGGUGAUGAGAAUGAUAAACCUGUUCUCGGUCCAGCAGAACAAAGUUUAAAGGUUGAUGAAGGACAGGUUUUCGCCCAACCGAACUAUAUAAUCACUGAUGGAGACUUCAAUGACCGUCAUACUUUCAGUUUCUUUAGAGACCGAACUGGGGGGUAUAACAUUGAUCCUUUCACUGGAGCUAUAUCACAUCCUACAGGUGUAAUUAUUGAUAAAAUAAGAGAAAUGGAAGUCAGUUUUCAAGUUGUUGUUACUGAUGAAAAGAAUUCAGCUGAAUCUAACAAGAUUCUUGUCAAGUUACUAAUACAGGAUAUCAACAAUCAUGCUCCUGAGUUUAUGGUAAAGUCCUUCACUAGAACAGCUACAGCAUGUGAUCUACCUCAGCAACUUGAUAUAAAGCUAGAGUUCUUUGAUUCUGACUCCUCACAGAAUGGUAAUGCCGAUAUUUCAAUCAUUCCCGUCACUUCCGGUCCUCUUACUGUGACACCUGAUGGGACUGUUUACAUGACAACGAAUAUUAAAGCAGGAGAGUCUUAUAUUGUACAGGCCUAUGCUAAAGAUCAUGGUACCAAUCCUGGUUCAUUGACCAGCAUCGUUCCUGUUACCAUUACUUUAAUUGGCAAACCUUGUCCUACACCAGCACCCACACUCGCACCUAUACCCACAACUGCAGCUCCUAGCUCUGGUGGAUCAGGAACGGCCGGAACUGGUGGAUCUAGUGGAAGCAUCAACAUAAAUCAACAGAGUUCCUCAAAUAUUAACACCAACAGUGGUGGAAGUUCCAACAGUGGUGCUUCUGCCUCGGCAUCAUCAACAACAACUGGAGAUGCCACUGACUCCACAGCAGCAGUAGUUUUGGGAAUUAUCUUAGCUUUGGUUCUCCUAGCUGGACUACUUUACCUUUUGUAUAGAUUCUGUCUUCCUAAAUACUUCCCUGACGCUCAUUAUAGAAUUUCAAAUGCAUUUAACAGCUGCAGUGAGCGUUGCUGUCCCAGAAAAUAUAAUUUCACUGAACCAAGAGGACAUGAUGACUUCUUUAAAAACGAUUUUAACAACAAAAGUAACAAGAAUGUGAACCUCAGGAACAGCCGGCCACAGCCUUAUCAAUAUCCAUUAUAAAAAUAAUAGAUUUAACAAAAAUAGAAACACAAUAGAAAAUUUAGCAAAAACAAAUUCACUUUGAUGACAUUAAAAAAAUAUUCCUGGUUUCCUUUUUUUUAGUUUCAACAGCAUUUACUUUUUUUAUAUAUAGUUUUAAUACUUCUACUCCCUUUCAGAUAUUUUUACUCCUGCAUUUAAUUCAAAAAUGGUUUGUAUAAGCCAUUUUAAGUAUCGUUAUAUAUAUUUAAUGAUUAAAUAAUUAAGUUGUUAUUAAUUCUGCACCAUCGUUUUCCUUAUGAACAUGCUAAAAAUUGAUAAUCAUAUCGAUUAAAGGUUUUUCUAAAUUUCCAGUUAAAUAAAACGUAUAGCUCACUUUUUGUUGAUCAUCUAACAUGUUGAAGAGUGAAGAGUAAAAUAAAACUUCAGUGUUACACAGUUUCAUAUUUUAUUCGAUAUCUAGUAUUAAAAUAUUCAGUUUUGUGUAGUCAGAUUCAACCGGAGAAGAAAAACGUAAUUAGUACGCACUGUCGGUUUGUUUAUUUCUGCACAUACCGACAUAACCAAUGACUGUACUUUGGAUUGUGAAUUGCUAAACCUAUCUUAAUACAAGAUCAUUUUUUUUAAAAUAACAUAAUUUAAAAAGUUCGGAAGAGCUGAAGUUCCCCUUUAAUGUUUCGAUUAUAUCAAAUGUUUUAAUAUUUGUAUGUCACUUGUAGGCAUUUAUGACAUUAUCUGUUUCAUUACGUAAUGUACAUUAUAUACAAUAAGUAUAUUGUGUUUUAUUUUUAUAUGAUCAUUAUCUUCUCUUUCUACCUCAAAUUAUCGAAGUGUAUCAUUUAAUCUUAUCACCUUAUUUUGUUUAAAUCUUUACUGUCGUUAUGCACAAAAUUAAUUAUUUUAUUGCAUAUUUUUACUAUUCCAAAUUUAUAAAUUUUAUAAUUCUUUAAUACUUUUAUCACGCUCGCAAUUGUUACAGGGUCUUAUUUAAAUAACUUUUAAAUAAAGUUCAUUGAUGCUCAUUCGUGUCAUGUAUUUAUAGCAUGUAAUUAUGUUUGUAUUAUUCAUUGUGCCAAAUAAACUAGUUAUGUAGACA
Messenger RNA from Patella vulgata (common limpet), 3989 nucleotides. RefSeq names its product mucin-5AC. Gene Ontology annotation, molecular function: calcium ion binding. Gene Ontology annotation, biological process: homophilic cell-cell adhesion. Gene Ontology annotation, cellular component: membrane. The record is from RefSeq and is a predicted model, not a curated record. The transcript is spliced from 13 exons. Bases 131 to 2914 code for a protein of 927 amino acids. NCBI's taxonomy places the organism in Eukaryota, Metazoa, Mollusca, Gastropoda, Patellidae.